UUCUUGGAUGAUGAGGAAGGAAAGGGAGAAGUGACCAGCUUACAGCACCCGGGAGUUACAGGAGUCCUGAGGCUGGGAGCCUCUGAGCCUCGCAGAAUUCGGGAAGAGAGGGUGGCAUCCAGUUAUCCCAGAGAGGCGUAUGCUGCAGUUUCUGAACCAGUGGUGCGGGUGAGAGAGAGAGAGAUGGGACAAGCCCCUCACCGAGAGUAUGUACCUGGGGACCCCACGGAUUUUCCAACCCGGCGCCGGCAUGCAGCGGAAGCCCGUUCAGUUUUUCCAGAGGACUACAUCUACAGGGAACUGCCCCGUCCGGCAAGAGAGAGGCGUGCAGCUGAGAGAGGCUACGAAGAGCCCGGGAGGUACGCCAGAGACAGCCGGGAUGCAGAGUUCCUGAGACUGCCCAGCCCACCUAGAGCCGCUUCACCGGAGCGUUACUGGGAGCCAAGAAGGUUGCCUCCUCGGCAGACGGAGGACGACUACUUUAUGCGUCCCAGAGCUUUGCAUCUCCAAGACGGUGAAGGCAGGCCAGUGGAGAGUCGGGCACCAACUUACCAGGACUACCCUCCGCCGGAGCGGCGUGGUGAGUUUUCCAGAGGCGCGCCUCAACAGGUGACGCUGAGAGACUUUAAUCUUAAAUUGUUUUCUACCUACAGACUUGUUGGAGCUCCUGCUAUGUCAGCCCCACACAUUGAUUGGGCCAACAUGGAGUUUAGUGCCCCAGUGCGCAUAAACAGAAUUCUAGUGACUGCGUAUCGUGACACAGGCUCAGACAUCACCAGCGUGUCCAAGGACUUGGUCCUGCCACAGCAAUAUCAACCAGAAAUGACCAUGCUGUAG
Messenger RNA from Zootoca vivipara (common lizard), 837 nucleotides. The record is from RefSeq and is a predicted model, not a curated record. Lineage: Eukaryota; Metazoa; Chordata; Lepidosauria; Squamata; Lacertidae.